AUGAUUGCUUCUGUCAUCCCACUCCUUGUCGCUUUUGCCGGGCUUGCAAGCUGUUCUCCUGUUGCGGAGCCAGUGGCAGCUCCAGCCAUCACGCCCCCGCCUGCUGCCAAUCUCCUCAAGAGAGCAACAAGCUGCACCUUCUCCGGCUCUACCGGUGCCGCAUCGGCGAGCAAAUCGCAGAAGUCAUGCUCAACGAUCAUUCUGACCAAUGUUGCUGUGCCUUCCGGUGUGACUCUGGAUCUCUCUGAUCUCCCGGAUGAUACUCACGUUAUCUUUCAGGGUCAGACGACCUGGGGUUACAAGGAAUGGGAUGGACCUUUACUCCAGAUUGAAGGCAAUGGUAUCACAAUUGAGGGAGCUUCGGGCGCCUAUCUCGAUGGUGGUGGUGCUCGUUGGUGGGACGGCUCUGGUGGCAGUGGCGGCAAGACCAAGCCCAAGUUCUUUUAUGCUCAUGACCUUACCGACUCUACCAUCACCAAUCUUCACAUUCAAAACACGCCCGUCCAAGCUGUCAGCAUCAACGGCGCCGAUGGAUUGACCAUCACAGGCAUGACAAUCGACAACUCUGCCGGUGACUCUGCUGGCGGCAAGAAUACCGACGGCUUUGACAUUGGCUCUUCAAACAAUGUUGUCAUCACUGGCGCCAAUGUGUAUAACCAGGACGAUUGUGUUGCAGUAAACUCAGGAACCAAAAUCACAUUCGAGAACUCUGUGUGUUCCGGUGGUCACGGUUUGUCCAUUGGUUCAGUCGGCGGCCGUUCUGACAACACUGUUGACACUGUCACUUUCUACAAUAACGAGGUCAAGAACUCCGUGAAUGGUAUUCGCAUCAAGGCGAUUGAGGGCGAUACCGGCACGAUCAAGGGUGUCACCUACAACGAGAUUACUCUGCAGAGCAUUUCAAAGUACGGUAUUCUGAUUGAGCAGAACUAUGAUGGCGGUGACUUGGACGGUGGCACACCCUCCAGCGGCAUUCCCAUCACUGACCUCACAAUUGAGAACAUCUCCGGCACUGGUGCGGUCGCCAGCUCUGGGUACAACGUUGUCAUUGCUUGCGGAAGCGGUGCCUGCUCUGAUUGGACGUGGUCCAAUGUCAAGGUGACGGGUGGCAAGACAUACAGCUCUUGCUCUAACGUUCCGAGCGGCAUUUCAUGCUAA
This is a messenger RNA of Phaeoacremonium minimum UCRPA7, 1158 nucleotides long. RefSeq names its product putative glycoside hydrolase family 28 protein. The transcript has 5 exons. Gene Ontology annotation, molecular function: polygalacturonase activity. The record is from RefSeq and is a predicted model, not a curated record. NCBI's taxonomy places the organism in Eukaryota, Fungi, Ascomycota, Sordariomycetes, Togniniales, Togniniaceae. Bases 1 to 1158 code for a protein of 385 amino acids. Gene Ontology annotation, cellular component: extracellular region. Gene Ontology annotation, biological process: pectin catabolic process.